Messenger RNA from Cynara cardunculus var. scolymus (artichoke), 1970 nucleotides. RefSeq names its product alpha-dioxygenase 2. Gene Ontology annotation, molecular function: peroxidase activity; heme binding; oxidoreductase activity, acting on single donors with incorporation of molecular oxygen, incorporation of two atoms of oxygen. The record is from RefSeq and is a predicted model, not a curated record. Lineage: Eukaryota; Viridiplantae; Streptophyta; Magnoliopsida; Asterales; Asteraceae. Gene Ontology annotation, biological process: response to oxidative stress. Bases 43 to 1878 code for a protein of 611 amino acids. The transcript is spliced from 10 exons.
UUCUUCCUCGUUCAUCCUCAAUUACAACAUGUCCUCGCCAAAAUGUCUUUCCUUGACACACUCUUCUUUUAUGUUGUGUAUAUGGUGGACAAGUUUGAGUUAUGGCAUAGGCUGCCGGUGUUGCUGGGGCUGGCUUAUUUGGCUUUAAGAAGGCGGUUGCACCAGAGAUACAAUCUCCUGCAUGUCCAUGUCGGAACCAUGACUGGCACUAAAUAUGACGUUGACCAGUAUUCUCAUCGGACGGCUGAUGGCAAGUGCAAUCAUCCAACGGAUGAUAUUGUAGGCAGUCAAGGAACAGCUUUCGGUCGCAAUAUGCCUCCAUCCACCACCAACUUUGGGGUGCUGGAGCCUCAUCCAUCGGUUGUAGCCGCAAAGCUGUUGGAAAGAAGGAAAUUCGUAGACUGUGGAAAGCAAUUCAACAUGAUAGCUUGCUCUUGGUUACAGUUCAUGAUUCAUGACUGGAUUGAUCAUAUGGAGGACACGCACCAGGUUGAAAUUGUAGCUCCGACUGAGGUUGCUGGACAAUGUCCAUUGAAGUCGUAUAAGUUCUACAAGAGUAGAGAAAUUUCGACAGAAUCGCUUCAUACCAAGACUGGUUUUGUUAAUGCAAGGACGCCAUGGUGGGAUGGAAGUGUUAUUUAUGGAAAUGAUGAAGCGGGCAUGGAGAAGGUAAGAUCAUACAAAGAUGGAAAGUUGAAGAUUUCUAGAGAUGGACUUCUUGAACAUGACGAGAAAGGGAUUCCUGUAUCUGGGGACGUCCGCAAUUGUUGGGCUGGUUUCUCCCUCUUGCAAGCUUUAUUUAUUAAGGAGCAUAAUGUUGUUUGUGAUAUGCUAAAAGAGCAUUAUCCAGAUCUUAACGACGACAAGCUAUACCACCAUGCAAGAUUGAUAACUUCAGCCACUAUUGCCAAGAUCCACACCAUUGAUUGGACUGUUGAACUCUUGAAGACUGAUACCCUACUAGCAGCAAUGAGAAUCAACUGGUACGGCCUCUUGGGGAAGAAAGUGAAGGAUUCGUUUGGGAAUAUAUUCGGACCUGAAUUAAGCGGGUUGGUUGGUCUUAGAAGGCCACAAGAUCAUGGAGUCCCCUAUUCUUUGACAGAGGAGUUCGUAAGCGUCUACAGAAUGCACACAACACUACCCGACAAAAUAUUUCUCCGAAACAUCGAUCCCACGGCUUCAAAACACAAAUAUACUCCCCCGAUUCAAGAAGAGGUGAAUAUGAAGGACAUGAUUGGGAAAGAAGGAGAAAAAAGACUGUCUAAAAUUGGGAUGGAGAAGAUGUUGGUUUCUAUGGGUUAUCAAUCUUGUGGAGCUAUAACAUUGUGGAACUAUCCUUUGUGGAUGAGGAACCUUGUUGCACAUGAUAUCAAUGGAGAAGAGAGACCAGAUCUGGUGGACAUGGCUUCGAUGGAAAUUUAUAGAGAUAGAGAAAGGAAGAUUCCUCGAUACAAUGAGUUUAGGAAGAACAUGUUGAUGAUUCCUAUUAGCAAGUGGGACGAUUUGACCGACGAUGAAGAGGUUAUUGAAGCGCUCCAAGAAGUAUACGGAGAUGAUGUUGAGAAGCUUGAUCUGCUAGUGGGAAUGCAUGCAGAAAAGAAGAUAAAAGGGUUUGCCAUCAGUGAGACUGCUUUCUUCAUUUUUGUGUUGAUUGCUUCAAGGCGGCUUGAAGCAGAUCGGUUCUUUACAACCAACUUUAACUCACAAACGUACACCAAAGAAGGACUACAAUGGAUUAACAAGAUUGAGAGUCUGAAAGAUGUUAUUGAUCGACAUUUCCCUGAGAUGUCAAAGACUUGGAUGAGAUGUUCAAGCGCGUUCUCUGUGUGGGAUUCAGAUACAAAUGCUCGUAACUAUGUACCCUUAUAUUUGCGAUAAGCCUCGUGACAUGUUAAGCUCGGUGUGUACACUCGUUUUGGUAAUUUGGUGUAUCUUGCUAUGAAAUAAAGAAUAAAACUUAUCUUUCUCCC